AUGCCUCCUCCGCCAGCGCCGCAAGCGCAGCAGGCAGAGCAGGCGCACACCCCCGCCACAGACGUCCCAGACGUUGCACCCGACACGGGGCCGCCGCCAGCCGUCACCGUCGCCGCCACCAGCACCACCGCUACCGCCUCCCCGGCGGCCGAGACAUCCCCGACGACGACGAGCACCACCUCGCCGACGCUGACGCAGCCCCCGCCGACGCCAGCGACCAACGCGCGCCCCGACCCGGCCAACACGCGCGUGCUCCUCCGCUCGCUCGAGGAGCUGCGCGACUCGCUGUCCGUCCGCGUCGAGCAGCUGUCCCUCGCCGUCGACCGCCUGCGCGGCCAGGCAACCGAGCUCGAGCGCGCCGUCACCUCUGGCACGGCGCUCGCGCCCGGCUUUGGCCGCCCCGUCCACACCUCUGCGGCUCGCUUUGACCCCCUCCCGGCGCCGGCGUUGGCCACCCGCCGAUACACGGUCCGCACGGUAGGCGAGGACGAACCUCCUUACGAGCCUGUGACGCAGCACACCCGCCGCACGGCGGCGCGGACGGGCUCGGUUGCCGCCGCUGCGGGUGGGCGUGGUGCCGCGCCGUCCCGCCUCGGUCCCAUCACUCGCCGCGGAGGAGCGGCCGCAGCUUCAGCGGUGGCGGCGGCGACGACGACGACCGCAACGACCUCGUCGCCGUCACCCACCUCGCCAGCAGCGUCACGCUCAGUCGGACACCACCCCCGUGUGGGAUCGUCGCCUACAAACCUCAAGGUGACGGCCACACAGCCCAAACCCAUUGUUGUUCGCUCCCCUCGCCCUUCGGUCGAGCCUGCAGCGCCUGCGCCUGCAGUGACUGUUUCCGAAGACGGCGCCGAGUCGGGCACGUCCACACCGCAGGCUCACGCCACGGCUGUCUUUCCACCUAUUGUGUCUAACGACGAUGACACUGCCCCCCGCCUUCGCCCUCCACCACGUCUUGAGUGGACACUCAGCGCCGUCAUGGAGAGGCGCCCGUCCCCUGAGCCGACGUCGGUACCCAUCCGUCCUCGGAGAAUAGCAUCGGUUCUCGACCAGAACCGCGCCCCCACGCUGGCCACCCUGUCCGCGCGCGGCAUCACGACCCGCGGCAUGAUGGUUCGCGAGCGACAGGGGCUCAAUGCACCGGCACCCCAGACUGCGUCGAGCACCAGCUCGAGCGACUCGAGCAGCGACGAGUUGCUUCCAUUCACCCAAGUCAUGGCCCACAGGAUACGCGAGCAGCGCACCGACUUUGCCGGCGCGUUCCGGUUCCAGGACGUCAUUGCCGACCACCCGCCACCGCCCCGGGACAUUGAGACACUCGACCGCGAGAUCCAGCUCUACCUCACUCGUCUGGCGGCCUCUCAGCGCGAGUGGACCAGGGCGUGGGAGAUGGAGCGCGACAGGGCGAUGCAGGGCGGCCGUGUGCCAAACGAGUUCUCGGCGCAGCGUGAGAGCGCCAUGCGCAAUCAUGUCGCCAACUCACACAGGCUGUGGUACCUCCUCAGCCGCCGCGCGAGCCGCCGCGGUCCCCGUGAUCGUGACGCGGUCGACAGCCAACUUGCUGUUGAUGCCACCACCACGACCAGACUCCCAGUUCGUGAUUACCCAUCUUCUCCACGAGCUGCCAACCGCCCAGUCAGUGUCUACGCCGGUACCGCUCCUCCCAUUCCGAACGACGCGACAAUCGAAGACAUGGAGCGCCGCUGGAUCGAGAGGAUCGAGCGUGAGCGAGCCGGCGGCCCUUCCGAGGCAAGCGAGGACCAGUUUGAAUUCGAGUACUACCGCAACUACCUGUACGAGAACCGUCGCUCGCGGCGCUCGUUAUCGUCCACGACCGACGACAGUGGCGAUGCCAACGACUCUUGGCCACAGCGCCGCCUCGAGCUCCUCGAGUUAAUUGCCCAGUCCCGCUCGUAUGUGACGGGUACGGCGGCGGCGACGACGACGGCGCCGACCUCCGCACCGACCACAGCCCCGACCACCGCGCCGAGCGAUGAGGCUGAGGACCGCAGCAGCUUCAGGCUGCCAUCAGUGGCCGUUGACUACGUCAACGCCAUGAGAGAGAGGGAGGCCACAGAUGCCGCAAUCUCAGGCGUCUUCAAUCUCCCCGCCUCGAUUUCAUCGGGCAACCCAGGCGAGGACGACUUUUGGCACACGCGCAGACGCGACCUGCUCGAGUACAUUGAGCAGUCUCGCGCCAGAGUGCAUGACAUGGCCCGCGAGCUGUCGCCCAGCGUCCUCCAGGAGGAGCGCCCAGCGUUGCGCCGCGUCCUGGAAGGCCUUGAGCGCAUGCUUGCGCUCGACGACGACAUGUCGCCCGACAUGCGUGCGCGUCUUGAGCGCCUCGCGGCGCGUGAGCGCGAGUUGCUUCGCGACAUUGGCGAAGAGCCGCCCGCUCCCGUCCAGCGCUCGGCCAUCGAGAGCCUUGCGAGCGUCGAAGUUACGACUCGCCGUGGCGACAGACAGAGACAAGUCGUCGAAAGGAUCGAGCGCACGCGCUCGAGACUGCGCGAGCUGUCGAGAAUCCACCGCGACCUGAGCACUGUGCGUGCCGGCAUGGGGCUCGCCCCCGCGCCCCGCAGCGCCCAGUCGCCUCUGUUUACCCGGCGCGACAGCGACGCCGAGACUGUCGUGCCUGAUCUCGGCUCGCCGGAGGAGACUUUCUGGGCGGCUGACGAGGAGGCCGAUGCCGACGCCGAUGAAGCUGAGCCUGCCUCUGGUCCGACGACCGGCUCGAACUCGGACGCGCAGCUGCGCUCGUCGCUCAUGUCCCUGUCGCUUUCUGCCGACUCUGACGCGAGCUCAGAGCCCGAGUCGACCGACGCCCGCGAGGGUGUGCGCACCUUUGCGUUUGAGGACGACGGCGUCGCCGACAAGGAGGGCGGCCUGCUCGCUGCCGAGACGUGGCCCUCGGCGCCGGCGCUCCCCCGCCGAGUGCGCCGCUACGUCUCGCUUGUUGAUUUGUGA
Molecule: messenger RNA, 2970 nt
Organism: Vanrija pseudolonga
Lineage: Eukaryota; Fungi; Basidiomycota; Tremellomycetes; Trichosporonales; Trichosporonaceae
Exons: 1
Coding region: 1-2970 (989 amino acids)
Source: RefSeq, a predicted model, not a curated record